This is a messenger RNA of Platichthys flesus (European flounder), 3746 nucleotides long. It is a transcript of the gene acadvl, whose product is annotated as acyl-CoA dehydrogenase very long chain. Gene Ontology annotation, molecular function: very-long-chain fatty acyl-CoA dehydrogenase activity; fatty-acyl-CoA binding; flavin adenine dinucleotide binding. The transcript is spliced from 21 exons. The record is from RefSeq and is a predicted model, not a curated record. Lineage: Eukaryota; Metazoa; Chordata; Actinopteri; Pleuronectiformes; Pleuronectidae. The coding region runs from base 120 to 2096 and encodes 658 amino acids.
AAAGCACUGCGGGUCAAAAGCGUACAGUAGAGGAGCAUUCGAGGGGAAUCGAACAGUCGACUCCUUCCAGGACCUUGAGGACGUGACAAACAUAACAACAAUAACACGACAUUACAAACAUGCUGCUUCGCAAGGUGAGCCAGUCCUCCGCCCUAUGUGGCUCCCUUCUCCGGAUCCCUCCCGGCCUGUCUGGAGGUCAUCGUCCGGCCAGGGCUGUGGCAGCGGUCCAAAGCUCCCGUCUCUACGCCAGCCAGGCUGCAGAGGCUGUGAUAGAGAAGACAGCCGCAGUCGGAACUGAUGCUGCCACUAAAGUGGAAAAGAAGAUUGUUUCUCAGGAAUCCAAAUCAUUUGCUGUCAACAUUUUCAAGGGGCAGAUCGCCACUGCCCAAGUGUUUCCAUACCCGUCAGCCCUCAAUGAGGAGCAGGAGCAGUUCCUCAUGGAGCUUGUGGGUCCCGUCGCCAAAUUUUUCGAGGAGGUGAACGAUGCAGCAAAGAAUGACGCCUUGGAGAAGGUGGAGGAUCACACCAUGGAGGGCCUGAAGGAGAUGGGCGCCUUUGGCCUGCAGGUGCCAGCUGACCUGAAUGGCCUCGGCCUCUCAAACACACAGUAUGCCCGGUUAGUCGAGAUCGUCGGCAGUCACGACCUGGGCGUUGGCAUCACUCUGGGCGCCCACCAGUCCAUCGGCUUCAAGGGCAUUCUGCUUUUUGGGAAUCCAGCCCAGAAGCAGAAGUACCUGCCUAAACUCGCAACAGGCGAGCAUAUAGCGGCCUUCUGUCUGACUGAACCAGCCAGUGGCUCUGACGCCGCCUCUAUCAAGACCACCGCCAUCCAGUCCCCCUGCGGAGAAUAUUUCACACUCAGUGGAAGCAAGAUCUGGAUCAGUAAUGGAGGCCUGGCUGAGAUCUUCACAGUGUUCGCCAAGACGCCCAUGAAGGAUCCCAAAACUGGCGAGAUGAAGGACAAGAUCUCAGCCUUCGUCGUGGAGAGGAGCUUUGGAGGAGUGACACAUGGCCCCCCAGAGAAGAAGAUGGGCAUCAAGGCGUCCAACACGGCCGAGGUCUACUUCGAUAAUGUCCGCGUGCCCGCCGACUGUUUGCUCGGCGAGGUCGGUGGAGGUUUCAAGGUCGCCAUGAACAUCCUGAACAACGGGCGCUUCGGCAUGGCGGCCGCCCUCUGUGGCACCAUGAAGGGAGUCAUCACCAAAGCUGUGGACCACGCAGCCAACAGAACCCAGUUUGGGAGCAAGAUCCACAACUACGGAGCCAUCCAGGAGAAGCUGGCGCGCAUGGCGAUGCUGGAAUAUGUGACUGAGUCGAUGGCCUACAUGAUCAGUGGCAACAUGGACAGCGGAGCGUCUGAGUUCCAGAUUGAAGCUGCCAUCAGCAAGAUCUUUGCUUCUGAAGCGGCGUGGACCGUGACUGACGAGUGUAUUCAGGUCAUGGGCGGCAUGGGCUUCAUGAAGGAUUGUGGAGUGGAGCGAGUGAUGAGGGACCUGAGAAUCUUCAGAAUCUUUGAGGGAACCAACGACAUCCUGAGGCUCUUUGUCGCCCUCAAUGGAUUCCAGAAUGCUGGGAACCAGUUGAAGAGUUUGCAGAAGGCCCUGAAGAACCCGCUUGGCAAUGCUGGGUUUCUCGCGGGAGAAAUCUCCAAGAGAGCCAAAAGGAAGGCAGGUUUGGGCACAGGUCUGACUCUGCAGGGAUCCGUGCACCCUGAGCUGGCACAGAGCGGUGAACUGACAAUUAAAGCCAUCGAACAGUUCGGAGGUGUUGUUGAAGAGCUGCUUAUCAAACAUGGCAAGAAGAUCAUAGAUGAACAGUUUGUCCUAAUGAGAGUCGCCGACUGCGCCAUUGACCUUUACGCCAUGGUGGUGGUCCUGUCCAGGGCUUCACGCUCUCUGAGUCAGGGUCAAGCCUCAGCUCAGCAUGAGAAGAUGCUGUGUGAGACCUGGUGUGUGGAGGCCCAUGAGAGGAUCAUGCUUGGCACCAAGACCCUGCGAUCCAGUGAGUCCAGACAGCUCUACAAGAACCUGCGGUCCAUCUCAGCCGCCAUGGUGGAGAACGGGGGAGUGGUGGCUCCUCACCCUCUGGGUUUCUAAACACACUACGCUGUGGUUUUCCUUUUUUUUUUUUUUACCCCGCCCCAAUCUCAGCAGGCUCUUUUUCAUUUGUGCCAUCUUCUCUCACACUUGAACCAAUUUCCACUCCUCAUUGCUCCACGUUGAUGGUUCAUUAUGUAAGGCUUUUAUCCCAAGCGCCUUUGGACAAUUUGCCUCUCAAUCACACACACACACUCAUGUACAUAAGGCAAGAGCAUGUUGUCUUGCUCAAGGGCACUGGCUUGUGGACAGGAGAAAUUGGGUGGGGGGGUCAAAGCUCAUGAUCCCCUCUGUACGAGUAAGCAUUCAUGUAGUGAGAUACACUUGAACCUCAUAGUUUUUAUAGAAUAAUCAUUAUUUUAAUCUUUGGUUUGGUCCAGCACUCUGCAGCUGCUUUCAGACCGGUACUAAGGGCCAGACAUUUUCCUGAUAUUUCCCCGGGGGGGUGGGGGGGGUGUUGUACAUGAGAAAGUCUGAUUCAGUCCAGACUUUUUCUUUAACUUUUCCUGGCAGCCCCUUUGGAAAAUGUCUGGAAAAUGUCUGAGUGAGCCCACGUGAGAAAACAGCAGGAAGAUGUCUUUAAGAGCGAGUAUCGUGUAGAGGAUGUUUCUAUCACGCAAAGGACGCAAACUUUUAAGAACAUGCUGAUGAAGAUGUGAACUUGGAAAGACCAUGGGAGCUUUUGGCGAUGAGGGUCAUAACAGAUCUCGAUGUGCUGUAAACGAAAACAGCGGAUUGCCAACAGUCAUGUCCAGCCUCCUUCACGCUCUUCCCAGGUGCCACACCUUGCCUGAAUGUUCCUGAUAUUCUCCUGUUGUUGUCAACGCUGCGUUCUCCAUACGUCUGAUCUGGAUUGUCAUCAGUUCUUGGCCCUACCUUAACGAUGCGACUAAACUGUCUUACUCGUCAUUGAGUUUCCCGUCCAGCGGCCAUGCUGUUGACAUGGCAAAUACACUUGAACUCAACCGUUGGCAUUUUGGCACCUUGAGGCAACGAAACCCAAAGGUGUGAUUAACCAACAAAAGCUUGUCUGAAGUCAGUGGUGACUGUUUAAUCUGGUGAGACAUGAAACUAACGGUGUUAUAUUUGUGUGAAUCCUAGAUGAAUUAAUGCAUAAGAACAAUGCAACUUUGAGAUUAGAGGUCAGUUAACAGGAAGCUUUGAACAAAUCUGUUUUACUGUAAACUCGACGGGGCUUUUAAAGAUCAAACUCAGCCUUUUGAAUGUGUACACUUUUGUCUGCGUUGUGUUGAGAUGUACAUACAGUGUAAUAGUUCAUGUACUUUAAUGGUCUUCUGCACGCUAGAGAAGCCUUUGCCUUACAAACCGGUCCACAGAUGCUGUUUGAAGUUCCUGUUAUGACUUGAGGAUAGCUUCACUUUCCAAAGUGCAAGAGUGUACGUUCCUCUGCUGAAGGUGACCGGUAUCAUUAACUGUAAAUAGUGAUCUGCUGCAGCUCAAACUGUAUCUGCUCAGGAUCCACGCAACCUCAAGGGAUCUGCUCUGUGUUUGUGUUGUGACAGAGCUGCUGUUUGAUAUGAACACAUGCAGCCGAUGAUUGACAAGAGGAGUUGGGAUGUUUGUGCAGAUCUGCUUUGUGGUGAAACGCACUUCUAUUGGGAUUAAUAAAUAAACUGACCAUUACUCUGA